Molecule: messenger RNA, 3007 nt
Organism: Rotaria socialis
Lineage: Eukaryota; Metazoa; Rotifera; Eurotatoria; Philodinida; Philodinidae
Source: the annotation of a GenBank genome assembly
UUCAGCUCAAUCGAAUGUAAUUCUGAAGAGUUAUCGAAUAAACGGACGGCCGGACACACUGACCGAUUCUAUAGUGUACUCUUUUUUUUUUGAGUACACAAAAAGGACGACAUGGGAAGGUACUCAUAAUAAUUCCACAAUACUAUCUACAUAAUUAUCAUCAUAUAAUUUUUUUCUUUUCAUUUGAUUGUAGGUAUACUUGUUAAAUUUGGUCAAACUUAUUCGAUCAAUUGGUUUUAUUUCUUCUUUCUCUUCAAACUUUAUAAAAAAUUGAUUUCUUGCUAUUUACUGUUAUAUGAUAUUUUUUAUGAACUUACGCAUAUUGAUCCAUAGUGAUGCUAUCUUUUUUCUGAUUGAUAUACUUUGUUAAACUAGUCUAAGUCGUUUUAUUUAGUUUCUAUCUAACCGGCUGAAAUAUUUUGAAAUUGUCAACUUUUGAAAGGUUAUUGCUUUCUUCAUUGUCAACUUCUAUAGCUAUUAUUACAGUUGCAAUUGUUGUGAACUUAUUUAUAUAAACAUAGAAUAUAUUUUUGUAUAACUUUUCGAAAUUAAAAUAAAUAUAAUCUCAUUGAACAACAAUCAAUAUCAUGCAAAUAAAAUUAACUUCAUUAUCUAAAACUCAAGCUUUUGCAAAGAGAAAUUUAGCUUUCAUGGCUGUAUGACAAAAACAAAAGAUAAGAAUAGGUCGUUAAAGUUACACACUAUCAAUUAAAAUAUCAUUGAACUUCAGUUGCUUCAUUUAGAUAACUUAUCAAUUCCUAGCUACACUAGUUUUGAAUACCUGUUACUAACUUAAAAAGAAAAACUUCAUUAACCUAAAAUCCCUGGAUAUUUAUGCAUCAUCAAUAGAGAAAAAGUUUUGGUGACAAACUCACAGAAAAAAAAUCAUAUUAAAUUAUGAAAAAACUUCCUGAUUGAAAAAAAAAGAUUUUGUAUAUAAUUUUCAUAGAGUGUUGUUAUUAGGAGCAUUUUUUUGCUGGCUCUUGUAAUUUGGAUCACUGUUCUUAAUAACAACAAAUUUUAAAAUUUUAAAAAUUUAAUAACUUUUUGUGUACUCCAAAAAAAUGAGUACACUCUAGAUUCGGUCAGUGUGUCCGGCCGGCAACGCGAUAACUUUUGAAAGUCUCAUCCAAUUGUCAUGAAAUUUUGUACACAUAAUGAUCUCAUUAAUAUCUCAGUCGAGUUCGAAGAUGAGAAGGAUCCGUCAAGAAAUGGAUGAGUUAUCGAAAAAAUUGUCAUUUUUGACUAUACCAUCCCUGAGGUGGAUUACAGGGAUUUUUCAAAACAAAAAUUUCUCUCAGAAUUAUCCACAACAUAUAUAAAUCGACUCAGUUUUUUAACGCUGAUUCCGAAUCUGAUACUAGUUUUGAACUAAAUCGUAGCUUUCUAACGAAACAUCGCCUGAAAAAGGUCUCAAAAUGCACAAAAACUGAAUUCAGAAACCAAAUUGCCUAGUUUCUCAUGAUAAUUUUGGUGUUCAGACAUUCUCGAAUGACUCACAUAUCCCUUGCACUUUUUGCAGUACACAUAACUCUCGGAUGAAAUCCGAAGUUUCCACAUUUAUUUAUUAAAAUCUAUUUUUCCUACUGCUCUUCGCUCUAAAUCUUGAUUUUAUGUAUGUAAAAAUAUUAAUAACAUUGAGCUAAAACUUGUACAAACCUUAUGGAAACGACUUGAUAUAUAGUCCUGAAAACUUUUUCUUUUAUUCUGUUACGAUUUGAAGAAAUAUAAUAAGAUUUCUUUUUUAUCAGUUCUUCCUUUGUAGUUUUCAACUGUGCUUCUGAACUAUUCUUAGACGCUUGAUUGUAACCGUGAGAAUGUAUUUUGAUAUGAACUUUCACUCAUAUAAAGACAUAUAUGCUUCUUAUUAGAAGUUUGUUAUCUGAGAAAGAAAGUAUCCAAUUUCAAUGAGAUAAAAUAGAAAUCAUCAAGCCUUUUUAUGGAUAACAGUAGACUAAAUUAUUAGAACUCGAGUAGAAAAAGUUAUAGACACGAACAUUAUUCAGAUUUUUCCAAUAGAACUCGAAUAAUGAUGAAGUGAAAUUCGCUCGCCGAUGAAUCAUAUCAAAUAUUUAACCCUUUUCUCAUUAUCGUUUUAUGUACAAUAAAUUAAGACCGAAUGGAUGUUGAUGAAUUUGAUUAAGAUUCAUAUCUUCACUUUUAUUAUUUACAUCAUUUUAUCCAACUAACCAUUCAUACAUAUAUAUUAUUAAUGGAAAUGAUAAUAGUAGUACAUCAUUAUUAUUUUGAUUAUCAGCAAGAACAAUAGAUGUUGGAUUUGAUAUUCAAGAUUUUUGUUGAAGAUGAUUUUGAAUUAAAAUAGCUAAUUUUGUUUUAUAUGAACAUAAAUUAAGUAAAGAACUUGAAUUAGAUAAAGUAGGAACAAGAAGACACUAUGAAGCUAUUUGAGUUUUUUGGAUAUUCCAAUGAAAAUGAUCCAAUUCGGAUGGAUCGAAGAUAACAACAGAAGAACUAUCAUCAUACAUUGUCUCCAUUUUGGCUUAUCUGAAACAAAAACGAAAUCUAUUUAAAUAAUUAAAUCUUUUCUAGUUUAGUUGGUCAAAUAGAAAACAUAAGUUAAUCCUCUUGUUCCAUCAUCAAAUGGAUACGUUCGAUUUCCAAGAUCUUUUCCAACACUUACUCUACAAUCAUAUCUUCCAAAUAUUCCUGAUAGUCUCUAUCCAAAUUUUAUUCCUCCUAUAGGACCCAUCAGUUUCCAACAACUACUCCAAAUUCAUAUCCUCCUACUUCGACUUCAAUGGGACUACAUAUGAUGAAUUAUAAUGCUGAUCCUAGUUUUCUACAAUCAUUACUUCCUAUUCUAAAUAGUGGUGAUGGAGUAAAUGAACUUUAUAUAUGGAAAUUAGCAAAUACAACAACAGCACCUGAUAAACCCAUCACAUCUCGUGUUAAACUAACAACAACAUGGUUUCUUGAACAUAGUGACGAUGAAGGAACUGAUGGUGGUAGUGAAGAAACAAUAACAACAGCAACAGCAAUUGGAUGA